UAUAUCGGUAGAUGAAAAUCAUUGUCUUUAGGGUAACCUAGAAUUAUAGACGGUGAAAAUGGUAGCAGUUGUAGGAAACAUUCUUACACAGGCUGCGCUCUUCGCAAUACUUGCCUCUCAUGUCGCCAUCGUAAAGGCACAGUUGAGAUUUGCAUCGGUAGGAAAUUGGGGAACUGGUUCAAAAUACCAGAAGAGGGUUGCCGAGACUUUGAAGAAGUCUAUCGCCAACGAUCGCGUUACAUUCAUUGUUUCACCAGGAUCUAACUUCGAAUACGGAGUAACCGGAUCCAAUGACACUAAAUGGGAUACACAUUUCCAGUCUGUCUACAGGAGCGAAGAUGGCUCCAUGGAAAUCCCGAUGUUCACUGUCUUAGGUGCAGGUGACUGGUUGGGUGACUUCAACUCCCAAAUCAACAGGAACCAACAGGCAUACUUCACCUCCCAAGUGGAUGAAAAGAAUGGUGCAAAGGGCCUCCCAAGGUGGACUAUGCCAAACUGGUGGUAUCACUACUACACUCACUUUGCAACAACUGCAUCCAUGUCACUCCUUAAGAGUGGGCACAAGGAUAUGAGCGUCGGUUUCAUCUUCAUUGACACCUGGAUCCUAAGUACCGCCUUCCCUUACAAGGACGUCAGCAAUGCUGCCUGGGCUGACCUAAAGAAGGUCCUUGAAAUUGCCCCUAAAAUCCUUGAUUAUAUCAUAGUGGUCGGUGACAAGCCAAUUCAAUCUAGUGGACCAUCUAAGGGCGACGCCCAGCUUUCUUACUACCUUUUACCACUACUCCGUGACGCCCAAGUUGAUGCGUACAUUGCAGGAUAUGAUCACAACAUGGAAGUGAUUGACAGCAAUGGAAUUGCCAUGAUAGUCACCGGUAACGCUGGUACUGGAGGCAGGAAACCUAUAAUGAAGACUACUAACUCAGCAUUCUUCAGUGAAAAGGCAGGAUUCUGCAUUCACGAACUUGGCGCCGAUGGUAUGGAGACCAAAUUCAUCAAUGGUGAGACUGGUGAUGUAAUGUACACCCACAAGCAAGCCAUCAAGAAGCGUCCUCAACGCCAAUACGGUAACGAGGUACAACACGUGUCUGCACUACCCACAGUCAGCCUAUACCCUAUUGGCGAGAUGGCAUCCCCUACCCAGAUGGAUGCCUUCGUUAAGAUCGUAGGAACCAUCGGUCUCAUUAUAGCCGGUCUACACCUUACCCUGCUAUCGGGUACCACUUUAGGGAAGGCAGCUUCCAUUUAAAUAUUACAUUAAUAUCUC
This is a messenger RNA of Babesia bovis T2Bo, 1264 nucleotides long. RefSeq lists its product as uncharacterized. The record is from RefSeq and is a predicted model, not a curated record. The transcript has 2 exons. Gene Ontology annotation, molecular function: ferric iron binding; acid phosphatase activity; ferrous iron binding. Lineage: Eukaryota; Apicomplexa; Aconoidasida; Piroplasmida; Babesiidae. The coding region runs from base 59 to 1246 and encodes 395 amino acids.